AUGGCCGCACAACAUUCUCACAGACAGCGGAGGGUGCGCUAUCCUCUUGACCCUCAUCCUCCCGCUUCUACUAACCUACCCACCAGCUUCCAGAUGGUUUCCCUCCUCAAGCUCUCCCAAGUGACGGAAGAAGGCGUCCGCUUCCUCUCCCCCCACGACGGAAGUCCCAUGCUCCUCACCCCCGAGCACUCCAUCUCGCUCCAAAACAGCAUCGGCUCGGACAUCAUGAUGCAGCUCGACGAUGUCAUCGCCACCACUUCCCCAGACCAUGCGCGGAUCAAGGAAGCCAUGCAUCGUUCGGUCCGCUGGCUGGAUCGGUGUAUCGCCGCGCACGAGAAGCCGGAGAGUCAGAAUCUAUUCUGCAUCAUCCAGGGCGGUCUGGACCUAGAGCUGAGGCGGGAAUGUUGUCGUGAGAUGGUCGCGAGAGAUACGCCCGGGAUCGCCAUCGGCGGUCUGAGCGGCGGCGAGGCGAAGGAUGCUUUUUGCAAAGUCGUUGGGACGUGUACGCAGUUGCUGCCAGAGCGGAAGCCGCGGUAUGUGAUGGGUGUGGGCUAUCCGGAGGAUAUUCUCGUUAGUGUUGCUCUUGGGGCGGACAUGUUCGAUUGCGUCUGGCCGACGCGGACGGCGAGGUUCGGUAAUGGGAUCACGGCGGAGGGGACGUUCAAUCUGAGGCAUGCGGCGUAUGCGUAUGACUUCCGGCCGGUAGAGGAGGGUUGUCAGUGCACGUGCUGUCGGCCGCAGAGCGAGGGCGGGCUGGGGAUCACGCGCGCUUAUAUUCAUCAUGUUGCUGCGAAAGAGACGGCUGGGGCGCAUCUGCUGAGUAUGCAUAAUGUGCAUCACCUUCUAGAGCUGAUGCGGAGGGCAAGGGAGGCGAUUGUGGAGCAGAGAUACCCUGAGUUCUUGAAGGAGUACUUUGGGAGGCUUUACGCUGGAGACAAGGAUAAGUACCCGCAAUGGGCGGUGGAUGCUUUGCAGGGUGUUGAGGUGGAUUUACUUUCUGACUAA
Molecule: messenger RNA, 1005 nt
Organism: Saxophila tyrrhenica
Lineage: Eukaryota; Fungi; Ascomycota; Dothideomycetes; Mycosphaerellales; Extremaceae
Exons: 2
Coding region: 1-1005 (334 amino acids)
Cellular component (GO): cytosol
Molecular function (GO): tRNA-guanosine(34) queuine transglycosylase activity
Source: RefSeq, a predicted model, not a curated record